AUGUCCCUCCCGUCCUCCUCCUCUCUCCCGCCACAGACACCCUCCAAGACAUCACAGGAAUGCGCGCCCAACAUCAACCUUUCGCGCGAUGACAGUAUCGACCUGGACGCCAUAGCUGCUGAGCCUGAGGAGGAGGCUGUCCAUUUUUGCCUGCUGGCAGAGUUUGACAUCGAUGCCGGAGCCACACUGGCCUAUCAAUAUCCGUAUCCCAUGGGGACGGAUGAACACCAGCUGGCAGAGCUCAUGCUUCCCGACGGUGCCCACCUGCGACCCGAAGAUUGGACAGUCUUCUACCUCGGACAAACAGCUUCCAAUGCGGUCGACCCGCUCCUCUCGCAUGAAGCUGCGUCGCUGCGGUCCGGCACCUCAGACUCGGACCAUCGGAGUACAAUGAUGACGACGGGAAGAGCUACGAGAGGUGUGGCUGGGGGUGGAUUGUUGUAUGUCUUGAACUGUGUGAGGAUGAAGGAGGAUAAGAGUAUGAGGAGAGGGGCCAUGGUCAAGGCGCUGGCCAUCUGCACCCCAAAUCCCUAUAUUGGUAUCUACAAGCCGCUAUUGUUACUAGCCCUCGAAGAAUAUUUCAACAAUCCCUCCCCUGAAAUCCUUUCUCGUCUAUACGACUCUGCCAAUGCCAUCUCUACAGCCGGUAUGCCCCGCCUCUCCCGGAACGAACGAAUCCUCUUGCGGUCCUCCGAGCGCAAAGACCUCUUUGAAGAAAAGUUCGGCAUCGCUGAACCUGGGAGCGGGACUCAAGAGACAUUUGAAAUAGGGAGCAGUGAGGAUCACAGCUCGGGAGAAGGGGCAAGGAGCGAAGAGCUGCAUGCGGCGUCGAUGGGGCACCGGAAGACGCUCAGCAGCAGCUCUGGUAUCAGGAUGACGAGAAAAGGAAGCUCGCAGUCUUCUCGUAUGCUGGGGACACCUUCGUCGUCCAGAGAAGGAGGAGUCACACCGGACUUUGGAAUGGGCGAGGGUGGAAGACGGAAAGGUGUUCCAAGAGAUACGCAUUUCUUUGAAACAGAAGCGAGGUUCAAAAAGAUCACGGUCCCUAUACGAAUCCCGAUGACCAUCUUCGACGAGGAUGUUGGUGAUUACUCCAUCAUCGAACUCGUCCAAACCUUUUCUCAAACCUUGACUCCCUUCCCCCCGCCAUACCAUCCUCAUCUUCACACCAACGGCGCUUCAACCCACCCCAUCAUCCUCAUUUUCAAUGCUCUUCUCGCCAAUAAGCGCGUCAUGUUCCUCGGCCACGGUCUCCCCGCCAACCAAGUCGCACGUAUGGUGCUGGCCGCUUGUGCCCUUGUCUCUGGAUGUGGCCAGGUCUUGCGCGGGUUCCCCGAAUGUGCGUUCCCGUAUGCGAAUCUAGCAAGUCUGGAUAUCCUAGAAGAGUUUUCAGGGUAUGUGGCCGGGGUGACGAACCCGAGGUUCGAAGAUCUGCAUAUGACUUGGGAUGUGCUCUGCAAUCUCGAGACAGGGAAAGUGACAGUGUCCAAAAACAUGAAGUCGGGGAGUAUCAGUACGGGGUCGGUAGGGAGCCGAAAAUCGUCAGAGACAAGUCUGAAUGCCAGCCUGGUCAAGGUGGAGGAUGAUAAUAUCUCUGGGACAAUGACGCCCCAACCAAAGAUGAUUUCUACCUCUCGGGCGGACUGUGUCGACAACCAGUUCAUGGAAGAGAUUGCGGCAGCAAUGGCAUCCCACUACGGAGAGUCCAACAUCCGUCUUCGUCUCACCGAUUAUCUCCACCGCUUUGUCCGUCUGGCAGCUUAUCAAGAAUACGCCCACACCGGUUCAUCCAAGAUCGGCUAUCCCACGGUACACUACCAUGAUGGCCAGUUGGGCAGUGGUGUGGUGUUUGCGGACGAACAGAUGAAGCAAAGGGAGAUGUGGGCGAACGGACAUAGGAUUGAUGCGUGGAGAAAGACUAACAGUUACAAGCUGUUCUCCAAGGAUUGGGAAUCUCGCACCAAGCGUCGAGCCAUCGAAUUCGACAUCCAUCAUCAGAUCUCUCGCCUCCGGAUGACGAAAAACAUGUCCGACUCUGAAGCCGACGCAAUCUUCUCGUCACUUGCAAACGGUGUUCGCACGUACGAGCAAGUGGUGGAGCUUUUGACGCAUUUGCCGCCGCAUGGAGGUGGAAUUAUGCCGAUAGCAAAUGGGCUGUUCCACCAGUGGCUGGGCGUGAGGGAGAACACGGUGGACCUGUUGUUAACUUUGCAGCAAUACCCUAUUGGGCGGAUAGCAGUCACAGCAAUGAACUACUUUCACCGCAAAACUCUCGCUCAGCUCCUCGAACGGCGCGAAAUGGCUUACCGCCUGCAACGCGAGCGGCAGCUCGAACAGGAAGAAGGCUACGGGUCGCCUACAGAUGGGUACAGUGGAGGCUUCGGUUGGCCGGGGAACACUGCUACGCCACAGAGUGGAAUGGCGAGGGCUUGA
Molecule: messenger RNA, 2433 nt
Organism: Cryptococcus wingfieldii CBS 7118
Lineage: Eukaryota; Fungi; Basidiomycota; Tremellomycetes; Tremellales; Cryptococcaceae
Exons: 7
Coding region: 1-2433 (810 amino acids)
Biological process (GO): actin cortical patch localization
Cellular component (GO): plasma membrane
Source: RefSeq, a predicted model, not a curated record